Elgaria multicarinata webbii is the source of this 3415-nucleotide messenger RNA. It is a transcript of the gene AASDH, whose product is annotated as aminoadipate-semialdehyde dehydrogenase. The record is from RefSeq and is a predicted model, not a curated record. Gene Ontology annotation, biological process: amino acid activation for nonribosomal peptide biosynthetic process. The transcript has 15 exons. Gene Ontology annotation, molecular function: protein binding. Bases 36 to 3410 code for a protein of 1124 amino acids. Lineage: Eukaryota; Metazoa; Chordata; Lepidosauria; Squamata; Anguidae.
GGUAGUUAUGCCUCUCAAUCGAGAGACCGCGUCGGAUGCGGCGCUUUUAUUUUAAGCGAGAAAAAACCGCCGCCGCCGCCAUCACCUUGGGCCAUCUCGUAAGCAAGUAUGCGGUAGAAAUAUUGGCAAUGACUCUUCAAGAGAUUGUUCAAACUGCAGCCAGGUUAUAUGCUGAGAGAAAAGCAGUGUGCUUUGAUGAAUGCAACAAUCAGACUCCAGUUAUCUACACAUACAAGACAGUUAUUAACCUAGCCACAGAACUAACAGUUUUCCUGAGGAAACAUUGUAAUCUCUUUGAAAACGUUGAAAUAGGCCUCUACUGCCACCCAGGGAUAAACCUGCCUUCUUGGAUUAUAGGAAUUCUCCAAGUGCCAGCUGCGUAUUCCCCUAUUGAUCCAGAUGCCCCUCCAAGCCUGUCUGCUUAUUUCAUGAAGAAAUGUAACUUCAAAUAUAUCCUUGUAGAAAAAGACAAAGUUGAUAAAUUCACAGUAACACACGGACAGUGGUUCAGCCAAAAUUCCCUUGAAAUACAGAAAGUUGGUUUGAUUCUUUUCCAAAAGAACAACAGUAAUGUGGAUGUAAAUCUGUUGAUAGACCGUGUAAAUGAUCAAAAUGAAAGCUCUGUAGUGACAAGUAGUUGGGAGGCAUAUGCCUUGGACAAACAUGAGACAAAACCAUCUGAAGAGCUGUUGGAUGUCCGACAGAAACACUCCAUAGCAUAUGUUUUGCAUACAUCUGGAACGACAGGGGUACCUAAAAUUGUCAGAGUACCUCAUAAAUGCAUAGUGCCAAAUAUUCUUCAUCUUCAAGAUGUGUUUAAAAUUGCCCCUGAUGAUAUGGUGUUUAUGGCCUCUCCCUUGACAUUUGAUCCAUCCGUUGUUGAGCUGUUCAUUGCACUGGGAAGUGGGGCUUCUCUGCUUAUAGUACCUAACCUGAUUAAAAUGAUGCCACAGGAAUUGUCCAAGGCUCUCUUUCAACACCACAGAGUAUCUGUAUUACAGGCUACACCAACACUUCUGAGAAGAUUUGGAGUUCAGCAUAUUAAAUCAACCGUGUUGUCUGCAAACACUUCACUGCGAAUUUUAGCUCUGGGUGGAGAAGCCUUCCCUGGACUAAACGUGUUGAGAAGCUGGAAAGGAACAGACAACAAAACGCACAUAUUUAAUAUGUACGGUAUUACAGAAGUCUCCUGCUGGGCCACAUGCUACAAGGUUCCUGAGGAGGUUUUUAGUACUGAUCAUCGAUUUGAUUCACUUGUACAACUAGGAACCCCACUUUCUGGAACUGCAGUUGAAGUCAAAGAUGUUAAUGGUUUUGCCGUUCUAGAAGGAGAAGGUCAAGUGUUUAUAGGAGGUAAAGAACGUGUCUGUUUCCUCGAUGAUGAAGUAACGCUGCCUGUGGGCACAAUGAGAGCAACUGGGGACUUCGUCAGAGUUAAGGAUUGUGAGAUUUUUUUCUUGGGACGGAAGGACAAUCAAAUUAAGCGUCAUGGCAAGCGUCUCAGUAUUGAAUAUGUACAACAGAUUGCAGAAGGCUACUGUCAAGUGGAGACCUGUGCUGUGAUAUGGUAUCAGGAGGAAAAAUUAAUUCUGUUUGUUGUGCCCAAAGGCAUUUUAAAAAGAAGAGACCUUCUAAAGAAUCUCCGGGAAUGUAUUCCUAGCUAUGCAAUCCCAGAUGAGCUUUUGCUGAUUGACACUUUACCAUUAACACCACAUGGCAAAAUUGAUGUGUCACAGCUGAAUCAGAUUUACCACAGUCAUCUGAACUCUAGAAGGAGAGACAGUAAGCUGAGCAAGAAAGAAGAAUUAUGGGAGAGAUUGCAGUGUUUAUGGAAGUCUCUCCUGAAUCUUCCAGAUGAUUCCAGCAACAUUUUAAAAGAUUCAUCAUUCCUGCACAGUGGCGGAGAUUCCUUAAAAUCAUUACAGUUACUUGAUGAAAUUGAACACAUGGUAGAGAGAACUAUCCCUGGCCUCUUGGAAAUUAUUCUCAGUAGCUCUAUUGGAGAAGUCUACAACCAUGUCCUAAAAACAGCUUUCCCAGAUGCUGACCUAAAAUUAAGCUGUAACAGUGCUGUAAAAAGAAAAGUCUGUGAAAACAGCAGAGAGGAGCCAAGUAAAAAGUGUGUGGAGCAAAGAUCCCUGAAAACUCAAGCUGAUGCAGUUAGAUUUAUUGCAAUAAACCGAGGAAACCGUUUGUUGUCUAUCGGUGAGCUCCUAAAGAAACAGAAUAAUAUAGGAGAGAGUGAAAUUUUGAAGAUUAAGUGUGAUCAAACAAUUUUCAGCAAUGAAAGUAUAAUGGAAGUUGAUCGUAUUAAAAAAACAGCUGUACAAGAAAAUCCUGGAGAAACUGCUGAAAAAUUGACGUUGCACGUAAGAUGGAAAUCAGACCUGGGCAAAUGUGUAGAUGCAUCUCCACUAGUUCUAAUAUCAAUUACUGACAAAUUAAAUGCCUUUGUAUAUAUUGGGGCUCAUUCUCACAUGAUUCAAGCAAUUGACCUAUGUUCAGGAGAUGUCAAGUGGGAGAGAAACCUUCCAGAUCGUAUUGAGUCUUCUGCUUGUGUAUCUAAGUGUGGAAUUUUCAUCAUUGUUGGAUCCUAUAAUGGAUUGGUAUAUGUAUUCAGAAGCAGCAAUGGUGAAAUACACUGGACAUUUACCACUGAUGAUGCUGUGAAAAGUUCUGCAGCUGUGGAUCCUUCUACGGGGUUAAUUUUCAUUGGAUCUCAUGAUCAGCAUGUAUAUGCUUUAGAUAUUUAUAAGAAAGAGUGUGCCUGGAAGUUGCACAGUGAAGCUGGGGCUGUAUUUUCCUCUCCUCACCUCAGCCUUUCACCACAUCACCUGUACAUUGCAACACUUGGAGGGCUGCUGCUAGCUGCAAAUCCCGUUAUGGGAAAUACAAUCUGGAAACAAAAUUGUGGAAAGCCGCUCUUCUCAUCACCACAUUGCAACAAGGACUAUGUGUGUGUUGGAUGUGUAGAUGGAAAUUUAUAUUGCUUUAGCCACUUCGGAGAAAAGGUUUGGGAGUUUUCCAGCAAUGGACCCAUUUUUUCAUCACCCUGCAUUUCAGAUUUUGCCAGAGGGAUAUUCUUUGGUUCCCACGACUACUUUACUUACUGCUGUACUAUGGAAGGUAAUUUGUUGUGGAAAUUUCAAACCACAUCAGCUGUAUAUGCAACUCCAUAUGUUUUCCAUGGGCAUGAUUUGGGAGAUAAAACACUUCUGGUGGUGGUAUCUACAGAUGGCCGGAUAUGGAUCUUGAACGCUAAGACUGGUUUAGAAGAAGGUGCAGGGAAACUUCCUGGAGAAGUGUUCUCUUCUCCUGUGGUAUGGGGAACAAUGAUCAUUGUAGGCUGUAGAAAUAACUAUGUUUAUUGCUUAGAUUUAUGUGUAUCUACAACCAAUAAAACAACUUAAAAUGG